Molecule: messenger RNA, 1366 nt
Organism: Thermothelomyces thermophilus ATCC 42464
Lineage: Eukaryota; Fungi; Ascomycota; Sordariomycetes; Sordariales; Chaetomiaceae
Exons: 2
Coding region: 205-1164 (319 amino acids)
Source: RefSeq, a predicted model, not a curated record
CGAACAACCACCUCAACCUGGGCAACCGCCCUGGCACCCGCUCCCCACUUACAACUCGAUCGAUUCAACCAUCCAAAAAAAUGCUGCUUUUGGGGCCUAUCCUCCUGUGCGCUUCCAGAGUCAAGUUUUACCCCGCCUCCUCCUGCGAGCAUUGAAUUCCCCCAGACGAAUUUCGGAUUCUGGACGAUCCAACGCGCACUUGCAAUGGCGGAACGUGGGGGGCUUGAAAUGGUGCUGUCCCAGCUUCCUGAUAUAUCUCUUGCCGAGUUCGACUUCCUGGACUCUUCCUUUUUCGUCAGCCAGUACCACGGUACGCGCAGUUGCCGCAAGCUACCGAGCCCGCAAGAGGUGCUAGACGCAAGCGGAAAGCCAUUGGGCUGCGAUGGAGUUUGGCACUUUCAGGAGUUCCAGGAACCGGGCUUGCUUGUCAAGUUUGGCCAUCGUUCCAGGGUUCACUUGGAAGAGGCCCUGGCACUGCGUGUCAUCAACAAGAUUCUCCCCGACGGUGUCCCUGCCCCCGAGGUGUUUGGCUGGAAGUCGACCCGUGACCCAGGAUACGAGUCGAAUUUCAUCUAUAUGAGUUUCCUUCCUGGCCAGACACUUCGGGAUGCAUGGGAAACGCUCAGUCAGAAGGACAAGGCUUCCGUGUCUCAACAACUAGCUGGUAUAGUAAGAAGCCUAAGAUCGGUGGGGCAAAGCCUUGCCGGUCAGUUCAUCGGUUCCUUAAACCGAGGGCCAGUUCAAGAUCUCUACUUUAGCCCAGACCAGCACAAAGGCCCGUUUACAAGUACCCGAGCAUUCCAUGACUUUGUACAGUUUGUAUCGGCACCUUGGGUGCCCGUUGAAGACAGAAAUCCGGACCCUUACCGGCCUAUGUUGCCGGAUGCCGCACCAAUAUGUCUAACCCACGGGGACCUACAUCCCGGCAACAUUCUCGUUCUGAAAUCACCUGAUGGAAGUCAGAUCACUGUAUCGGGAAUUGUAGACUGGGGGCAGGCCGGUUGGUAUCCUGACUACUGGGAGUACUGCAAGGCCAUGAUCGUCGUGCCGUACAACGACGAAUGGAGGGAGGGCGGAUGGGCGGACAUUAUGCUUCAACCGAGCGAGCGCGAGCUUGAGGCUUUGGAGGCUUUUGAGUUCUAUUGGAAUUCGCGGUGCCCCUGAAACUCCUCGCUUGGGCGCAUGAUAGGCUGUAGCACACAGGAUAUGCCGUGUUUGAGCGUUGGUGAUAGGAAUGCAAGGGGAUAUGACAGCCAUUUAGCAGGCAAAGGAAGGGGUUGCCUUCUCCUGCUGGGCUAAUUCUUGCAAUAAACUAGGGAGUUGGGUCAAGAGUGAAUGCUGGUGUCAUGUCAGAGAAUCAUGUUUU